GCGCCCUGCGCAGCGCCGUCAUGGCGGCCUCCGCGGCGGAGGCCCGGGCGCUGUUCGCGGAGGGCGUGGGGGCCGUGCUGGGGGGGUGGGCGGCGCUGCAGUUGGCCGUGGCCCAGGGCUUUGGGGGGCCGCAGGGCACCGAAAAGGCCGCCUGGCUCCGCUCGGCCCUGCUCGAUUUCUUCACCCAGAACGCUGACCUGGAGCAGGAGGAGGUGGAGGAUUUCCUGGCUGAGGUGAUGGACAACGAGUUCGACACCGUGGUGGAGGACGGCAGCUUGGAGCAGGUGAGCCGGGAGCUGCUGACGUUGUUCUCCCGGGCGCGGGGGGGGGGCACGGGGGGGGGGGGGGGGGGGCCCGGGGGGCUCUGGCCCGAAGGGGCCCUGCCCUGGCCACCGCCCUGGCCACGGCCCGGCCCGGGGGGGACCCUGAGAGCCCCCCCGGGACCCCCCCGAGCUCCCCCGGGACACCCCAGAGCCCCCCCAGGACACCCCCUGGCCACGAGCAGGAGGAAGAGGAGGAAGAGGCGAUGGAGUGCGGGACACCCCCGCCCCCCCCCGACGGCUGGACCCUCGUGCAGCGGCGGCGGCGGCGAUGAGCGGGGGGAGGGGUGUCAUGUGUGUACCCCCCCCCAAAUUGGGGGACACCCCUCCCCCACCCUGCUCCCCAAAUUGGGGGGGAAUAAAGGCCCCUCCCCCAAAGGGGGGGAUGGGAAGAGAAGUCGUGUGGUUAUUGGGGGGAGGGACCCCAUAGAGACCCCCGGGACCCUAUAAAGACCAUUGGACCGCACAGAGUCCCACUGCCUCUCAGUACAACCCAGUGCCCCCAGCCUGCCACUCCCAAGAUGGCGGCGACUAAUGUCUCGUCUCCACGGCAACGGAGGGGCGGGGCCUCCUCGCCACGUACGGCGAUUGGCCGUCACUUUGUGGGGC
Messenger RNA from Corapipo altera (White-ruffed manakin), 929 nucleotides. Its product is annotated as basic proline-rich protein-like. NCBI's taxonomy places the organism in Eukaryota, Metazoa, Chordata, Aves, Passeriformes, Pipridae. Bases 21 to 770 code for a protein of 249 amino acids. The transcript is spliced from 5 exons. Gene Ontology annotation, cellular component: nucleus. The record is from RefSeq and is a predicted model, not a curated record. Gene Ontology annotation, biological process: maturation of SSU-rRNA from tricistronic rRNA transcript (SSU-rRNA, 5.8S rRNA, LSU-rRNA).